Molecule: messenger RNA, 1279 nt
Organism: Seriola dumerili (greater amberjack)
Lineage: Eukaryota; Metazoa; Chordata; Actinopteri; Carangiformes; Carangidae
Product: endonuclease domain-containing 1 protein-like
Exons: 2
Coding region: 31-942 (303 amino acids)
Molecular function (GO): hydrolase activity; nucleic acid binding; metal ion binding
Source: RefSeq, a predicted model, not a curated record
AGGAGGACACGCUGAGGAGACGUUUUGACCAUGAAUAUGUCAUCGCCAUUACUUUUUGCUCUUUUGAUCGUCUGUUUUUUGCCUCUAAUGUCGGCGACGGUCGUUCUAGAUUUUAAUCAUGUAGAGAGAUGCAAGGACUCCCUGUAUAUGGGGACACCACCACGAGGGAUCAGCGACAUCAGACUGAAGAAGAUCUGCCAACGCUACGCAGACAAACCUCGGUUUGUGACCCUGUAUGACCCCCAGAAGCGGAUCCCAGUUUACUCAGCUUACACCUUCAAGAAAACAGAGGGAGACAGGCGUGUGGACUACCCCUGGAUGUAUGAGCCACAGCUGGCAGAAAUCGAUGGAAAUGGAAACAUGCUGCCCUUCCCCACCGGCUACCUGCACAUGAAGUUUGAGGACAGCCAGGCCGUCCUGGAUGACUACUCUGACGUGGUUCUCUACGAGAGAGGUCACCUGAACCCGGACCAGCACCAAUCCACCCCUCAUGACCGCGCUGCCACCUACACCCUGACCAAUGUGGUCCCAGAGAUACGGGAGUUCAACAUCGGGCCUUGGCGUGAGUAUGAGGAGCGGAUCCGGGUCCGUCUCAACAACUUCUGCCGUGGCACCGCCUACAUCGUCACCGGGGUGACCACCAGAGGCAACAUGAUCCGUCGCAACAACCAGGACCGUGUGGCCAUCCCCGAAGAUGUGUGGUCUGCUUACUGCUGCACUGACUACGACCGCAACUCACCCCACGAUGUUCGCAUCCGCUUCCCGUCCCACGCAGCCUUGGCCAAAAACGCCAAAGAGGGCAACAGCGUUCAUGAAAUGCCGGUCCAGGAACUAGAGAUCUUUCUGAAAAGUAAUAUGGAUGUUGACCAGAACCUCCAGCUCUUUUAUGACAACUGCAUCUCUCCCUCACCCCUUCCUCUUUACCUGCAACACACCAUCUGAAAGCUCUGCCUGUUAUACCCUGUGUGUGUGUGUGUGUGUGGGGGUUUAAAUUAGUUAAUGGAUAACAGGAGACAUUUCUGCUUUUCUUGCUCAGUCUGAUACUGUCAGAAUUUUCUGUAGUGGUAAUUUAAAAUUUUCCCUGUAGCUCAGUUAUUCUCAUAAAAACUUCUUGAUAAUACUAAAGGAAAUUAACUGUUCUUUCCUCAGUUCUAGAUUAACGUGUUCUUUCAUCAUAUCUCUAAAUGAAUUAUUUUACAGGAGAGCUACUUUGUUGGGAGAAGAACAGAUGUGUGGGAGGUUAUGCAAAUCGGCUCAUUUAAUAAAAUAUCUCAAUUUA